This is a messenger RNA of Vollenhovia emeryi, 6130 nucleotides long. RefSeq lists its product as uncharacterized. The transcript has 9 exons. The record is from RefSeq and is a predicted model, not a curated record. Gene Ontology annotation, molecular function: protein serine/threonine kinase activity. Bases 2638 to 5874 code for a protein of 1078 amino acids. Gene Ontology annotation, biological process: protein phosphorylation. Gene Ontology annotation, cellular component: Golgi apparatus. NCBI's taxonomy places the organism in Eukaryota, Metazoa, Arthropoda, Insecta, Hymenoptera, Formicidae.
UGUUAAUACUUCAUACGCGACAAUUAUACAUAUAAAGGUUGAUAAAAUAUAAAAUGUCUAGCAACGUGAUAUGCAUUUGGUGCGAGGUCUGCAGCGGUUUAGUAAUUUGUCAUUGUCGAAUGUGCGUUCAAAACGGCAAAGUAAUUGGAAAUUGGAUUCGCCGAGAAAUGUGCUGCGUAAUACCUUUUUUAUGAGCUACAAAUGUUCCUUCAGUCGCAAUAAAUUCGCAGAAAGGUGAAGUAAAUUCAUGAAAUGUAAUUGGAAAAAAUUUGGUUUCUAGAUUCCUCUUAUUCCUUCGGCACUUAAAGGUAUUUAAGGAAAUAACACCUCUUCCUCUAUUAUAUAUGUGCAUGCACACAUAUAUAUAUUACCAUAGUACUUAAUUGCGCUCGAUUAGGUCAAUUACAAGGCUGCGAUCGAUCGGCGAAAAAGAAUUAUUAACUUAUUACGUUAAAUAACAAAUGCCAUUCUACAUUAUAAAUUGCACGUUGCAUUACAAAUAUAUAAAUUACCGAUAUUACGAACGUAUAAAUAUGCAAAUAUAUAAAUUACAUUUAAUUAAUAAAAAUUGAAUGUAAAGAAACGGGAAUUUUAUGUUGGAAUAGGUGGCCCUUUAAUCGAGCGUAGCAUGUGAUUACGAAUUCACUUUAUACUUCACACAUACACAUCAGCGGCGUGCGCUGGCGCGUGGAAUGGUGAGUGGCAUGGUGGGCUCGAGGAGGGGAUAACGCGCGGACGAUCGCGAUGACGGAGGUUUCGCGCGACAGUGUACAGCGAGCUGCUGAUACGCGAGUCUCGCCUCGUGGUGUGUGCUCCGUUUUCAAAAUUGCGGCGGCCACGUGCUUUUGCACUCCUACGGGACUCCCGCCUUGCACCAUCGCCGCCGUAGGCAUUGCGGGAUCGCGUGACGCUCGUUCGUAAAUCGUAUCGUGCAUCUUGUUUCAUUGCAAUUCAAAUUCACGAUUGUCGUCGACAUUUACAAAGCUUAUUCCUCAAUCCUGCGCGGUAUCGCGACACUGCCGUUCUGCCAAAAAAAAAGAAAAGAAAAAGUCGGAGCUUGCAAGAUAUUCGCGCGAGUGCGAUAUUUGUGAAUAGUGUUGUUCCUGAGGCGGCUACGCUUAACAAAGUUCGGCUGCGACGUUACGAAAAAGAUGAUUAGUACACGUGCAAUUAAUCGGUGUGAAUUAACUCCGAAUUAACAGCAUGUAACGACGACGCGGUUGAACUAGUCAUGGAAAACAGAUCGUCGAGAGAAGUCGGCGACGCGACGGUGAGAACGCAGAGUGUCGCGGUGUCACGCACUUUUCACGAAAUUCAGUUAAUUCCUUAAUCGCCCGUUUAAUUAUUUACGUGAAUGUGAUAUAUUUGUUCGGCAUAUAUUUGUGAGUGCUUGGAGCACAGUAAAAGUGCCUCGUGUGGUCUGCUUAAAAAAUCGGUGCGUGCAAAACGCCGGGGCGCGUCGCAACGUCGGAUCAUCCCGAGGGAUCAUCUAGAGCUCUGGCCGACGGGAGAUGUUACGAAAGUGCAAGUUGCAGCAACGAGACAGCAACUGCCGACCGCCCGAUAUACACAGAUAGCGCAGACAACUGUGAAGAGUCGCACGGAAGAUUUAGAUCGAAAUUGAAAUACGGAGAAUCUAGUGGCAGGUCCGAAAAUGAGUGCAAUGACGACGAAAAGCCAAAGAACUUUAGAAAGAGAGUAACAGACGAAUUCUUUGAGCUGCCGAACGUGACUGACGAUCAGUUAACAGUAAGUCAUGGUGGAAGAUUUCGAAGAGCGGAGAGUUUCUUGAAGAGAGUGUUAAAGGAAAAUGUAGGCGAGAGAUGCGACAGAUUGUUGAGGACUAUUAAAGAAGGUCAAUCGUUAUUAAAGAAAAAUACCCAGCGGAAUCCAAGUUUGAAGAAGGAUGUUCAGGAAGAGUCUUUGAUAUCGAGGAAAAAUAUUCUAGAGAAACCAUUAUUGGACAAUACAAACAAUCAGCAGAAUUUAAUAUUAGAGGGGGAAGAUAUAAGAAGAGAUUUAAAAGAAAAUAUUAAGGAGGCUCCAUUGUUUCACGAAAAGAAUACUCAAAGGAAAGCUAAUAGAAAGCGUCAGAGUCCAGAGGUAGUGAAUGACGUAUGGCAAAGUCCACGAUUGCCGAGGAGAGAUAUUGAGGACAGCCCAUUAUUGAUAAAAAAGAAUUCUCCAAAAGGGGAGGUGUUGGCCAAAAGGGAAGACUUAUUAGCCGGAACACAUGAUCAGGAGAGUGCAACGUUAGUGAAGACAUUGGUGAAGACGGAUAAUCACAGCAGUUCUUCAUUGAAGAAAGAGGGGACCAAUACAAACGUAAAUAAAAGUCUUCUGUUGCCAAAGAAGAAUGCGGAAGAAUAUUUGUUGACAAAGGAAGAUCUUGAAAAACAAUUGACGCAAAAAGGCAUUGAAAAAGAUUCAGCGUCAUCGAGGAAGAAUAAAGCUAAUGAGAUCUCUCAAUUGAUAACGAAUAGUAUUGGAGAAACUGAAUUAUUCUUAAAGAAGUACGUUCCAAAGAGAGACUCGUCGCUGACAAGAAGUAAUGCUGGAAAGAAUCCACGUUUAAUAAAUAAAAAUGCGGAUGACAAUUUAUUAUUAACAGAAAAGAAUACCUCGAUUGAUCCACUAAUGCAAUUGACGAUAAAAGACUUUCGAAAGAACUUAGAAUUGUCGAAAAGUGUCUUUGAAGAAAACGUAUGUACAUUAGAGAAAGAUUUUGAGAAACCUUCGCAACUAACAAUCAAAAGUUCCUUAUUGUCGCAGCGAACAAACAUUCCGAAUGAUCCACAGUUACGAUUAGCAGAAAGAAUCAUCCAUGAUGAUUCUUUAUUAACGGAGAAUCUUAUUUCUUUAGCUGAAAAAGAGAAAGACAUUCCUGUAGUUCCACAAUUAAUAGAUAGGGACAGCCGAGAAAAUUUUUCGUUAACGAAAGAUCCUUAUUCUCCCGCUAGGAAAGUCAGUUUUUCAGCUAAGCAAGACAUUGCUUCCGAAAAGGAGAAAGACAUUCCCGAUGAAAAUAUAUUAUCGCAAUUAAAUGAAAACAUUGUCCAGAAUAGUUUAUCUUUAACGAAAAAGCUUUGCUCCCCAAGAGAAGAAAAUAUUUCUUCAACUAACAAGGAAGAAGAACUAUCGCAACCAACGAGAGAGAACAUCUGGGACAAUCCUUCAAUAAAAAAUAACCCGUGUUUAACUGUUGAUGAUCGAGCAGCAUUCAUAUCUUCUUUAAAACUUAAACAAGUUAAGAGCGAUUCAAUUAAUCUCUCCGAUCAAUCAUCUGUUAUUCACAGACGCUGUCUCUUGAAGGACACUCAACAAGCUGUUCAGAGGUCUGAGAAGAAAGUGCGAAAAGGAAGUGGUAGUGUCGGCAAAGUGAAGCGAUCGCCACCGCCGGAGGAGAACUGGUCGGGUCAAGAGUCAACGAGAUCCGAUAGCAGCGGGUCAGCCGAUAAAUACGAGUCGGUCGUGACAUGUAAACUUAUGGUUUCAAAUCGCUAUGCGGAACGUCAGUCGAUCGCGAAACCACCCGAAGAGCAUAUUAAGAUCUUCCAGAUUUCACCUUGUUCUGAGCAGCUAAUAGAUAACUCCGGAAAAGUUUCAUUAACUGACUCUGUCGCAGGAUCCGACGGAAGUGCGUCAUGUCCGAAUUUUGAUAAAGAUUAUCAGAAGAAGCCGAAGAAUCCGGUAACUGAAGUAAAAGAGUUUGAUGAGAGCCUGAAAUGUCGUAUCAUCAAAGUGCAGGAGUCCGAAGAUACGUUGAAGAAACCAAUCAUUGAGAUAAAAGAAUCUGGAGGAACCUCGACGAAUCAAGUUACCGAAGUAGAUAUUAAUAACUUGCUUACUUUGAAGAUAAUUAAUAAUUUUGAAGCUCCACAUCAUCAACGAUUAAUUCAAAGAGAUUCACAAAAUCCCUUUGAUCGUAGAAGUCAAGAAUUUCAUAAUCUUGUAGACCAACAAUUACCAUUAAUAGUAUAUUCUAAGAAAGACCCCAAAAAAGGAACCGUCUUGAAGAAUUCACUUCACAACAUAGAUUCGAGGAAAAAGGCAAAGAUAAAAGAUCCCGAAAAAAAUAAUAAAAACCCAUCCACGAAGAAAUAUACCAACAAUUCGUCUACAUCGAAGAUAGUCGGUAAUCUUGAAGCUUUAAAUAACCAACGAUUGAUUCAGAAAUUUUCAUCAGAUCAAUUUCAUCAGAAACAUCAAACAGAUUCUUCCGUUCUUAUAGACCGCCAAUUGGAUUAUUCGCAGUUGCCAUUGAUUGAACGAAAAUUAUUGGAAAGCGAGAGGAGAUAUAAACCAAUUAGUAACAAGAAACCCCAUAAAAAUCACAAAAUGCGGCUGAACAUCAGACUUAUCCGCAUUCGUGACAAAUUAGUGUUAUGUCUGAGCGCGCUCGCCAUCGUGUUCACGUUGUUGCUGGUAAUGGAUUUGCAAAUGGACCUUGGCUACAGCGGCCACCAUUUGAAUCCCAGCCAUGCGCGAGUCCGCAUCGGCGAUCCUCCGGACGCCGAUACCGUGUACAAUAAUUUCCGUCGGAGAUUUCUUCAACGAGGUAACAGCAGUCGCGAACAGGCUAAUAGCGAGGUAACGCCUACCGUUGAAAAAUCAAGGAAAAACGAUGUAACGCCGGUGUCGUCGACAAUGAGAAAGCACGACGAUUUCACGGAUUUGGUGGACUUGGUGGUGAACGGGUAUGCGGUGAACGUUGACGAAGGAGUGGCAAGAAUUAGCGGAGAGGACCGGGAAUACAAUCCGACGAUCGGAGAACUGAGAAAGGUGGCGUUAAGAAAAAAUAGCACGACCUUGGAGAAAUUCCACCUACAAAUCUCAAGAUUGGAGUUAUAUUCUGAAGACUCGAAAUACGUGGACCAAUUGCUUCACGAGAUGGCGACAAAGCCGAUUCUUCAUGUUGUUCAAAAAGACGGUGGCACGCAAUUAAAACUGAUCAUUGAUUAUGGCGACAACAUGCAGGCAUUGUUUAAACCGAUGCGGUUUCCGCGAGAACAACAGACUUUACCCAACCACUUCUACUUCACAGAUUUCGAGAGGCAUACUGCUGAAAUUGCCUCGUUUCAUCUAGACAGGCUUUUGGGGUUUCGCAGGGCGAUGCCGGUGAGCGGUCGGACUCUCAACGUUACAACCGAAAUUUACCAGAUUGCCGACGGUGAGCUGCUUAAAACCUUCUUCGUGAGUCCGGCCGGCAACCUGUGCUUCCAUGGCAAAUGUAGUUACUAUUGCGAUACGGCACACGCAGUUUGCGGCAGCCCCGACACCCUGGAGGGUAGCUUCGCCGCCUUUCUGCCAGAUAAGGCUUUCGCAGCUAGGAAAGCCUGGCGGCAUCCUUGGCGCAGAAGUUAUCACAAACGAAAGAAGGCCCAGUGGGAGCAUGAUUCCGAUUACUGCUCUCUGGUAAGAGAAAUUCCACCGUAUGACGAAGGUCGACGAUUGCUCGAUCUAAUGGACAUGGCAGUCUUCGACUUUUUAACGGGCAACAUGGACCGCCAUCAUUACGAGACGUUUAGAAUUUUUGGAAACGAUAGUUUUACGUUGCAUCUGGACCACGGAAGAGGCUUCGGAAAACCCUUCCAUGACGAGACGUCUAUUCUAGCUCCUCUCUUACAAUGCUGUAUCGUCAGGCAGACUACUUUAAGUACUCUACUCCGCUUCCAUAAUGGGCCCACGCGGCUCAGCGCUGCUAUGCGGCAGAGUAUGGCAAGAGAUCCUGUGGCUCCCGUUUUAUGGGAACCCCAUUUAGACGCCCUAGACCGGCGAAUAAGCAUUGUUCUGCAGGCCGUCCGCGACUGCAUUGCUCGCGAAAACUCUUCGCAACAGGUCGUCCACAGCGAUAAAAUUGAUUCGAAGUUAUAGCCUUUGAUCGCGGUCUAGAAUAAAUAAUCGUGAUGUAAAAAGAUGUAAAAAGAGAUCUCUCCUCCUCUUUCCCUCCUUUUACCCAUGUUUCCUUUCUCUUUUUUUCUCUCAAAUACCUUUAUAUUAAAAUUUUUAAUCUUUACAUUAAAAUAUGCUGAUUUAGUUCCGAGAAGAUAUUAAAAGUAAGGUAUCUUUUCUUUUUCUUGUUACUGUCCAUCUUCAUAAUUUUUCUUUUCGUUAAUGUAGAUAAAUAAAA